AUGCAGAGAGAGAGUGUGAGAGAGCAGAAGAAGGUGUGGUUCUUCAGAAGAAAAGGGCCAUAUGGGUUCUCAUCAUCUUCCACAGCAGAAGAAGUUACUGAAGGGAUUGAUGCCACUGGUCUCACCGCCAUUGUUACAGGAGCAUCGAGUGGUAUUGGCACCGAAACCGCACGCGUUCUUGCACUGCGUGGCGCCCAUGUGGUUAUGGCAGUGAGGAACAUGGCUGCCGAUAAAGAUGCAAGAGAACAAAUAGUGAAGGCAAUCCCCACUGCCAAAGUUGAUGCCAUGGAAUUGGAUCUCAGUUCGUUAUCAUCCGUUAGGAAAUUCACAUCGGAUUUCAAUUCCUCCGGUCUUCCUCUUAACAUUUUAAUUAACAAUGCAGGAGUUAUGGGAACCCCUUUCAUGCUUUCGAAGGACAAGAUUGAACUUUAGUUCGCCACAAA
Molecule: messenger RNA, 443 nt
Organism: Pyrus x bretschneideri (Chinese white pear)
Lineage: Eukaryota; Viridiplantae; Streptophyta; Magnoliopsida; Rosales; Rosaceae
Product: short-chain dehydrogenase TIC 32, chloroplastic-like
Exons: 3
Coding region: 1-432 (143 amino acids)
Source: RefSeq, a predicted model, not a curated record